Caenorhabditis remanei is the source of this 1143-nucleotide messenger RNA. RefSeq lists its product as uncharacterized. Bases 1 to 1143 code for a protein of 380 amino acids. The record is from RefSeq and is a predicted model, not a curated record. The transcript has 4 exons. NCBI's taxonomy places the organism in Eukaryota, Metazoa, Nematoda, Chromadorea, Rhabditida, Rhabditidae.
AUGGCCGGCCUCUUCCGAUCGUUGUUCAAAAGCAAAAAAUCGCGAAAAGAGAACAAAGAGAACACCAACGAAGACGAUUACAUUGUAUUCCAGCCAUGCCCACAAUCCACUCUGAGUCAUCAGCGUACCGCCCGUUUCGCCGACGACUGUAUGCUCCCAGCAACCGCCGCGUAUCACACAAAAAACGCGCCAAAACUGAAAAAAGGGCCACAAAGUUGUCCGGGCGGGAGUCGUGGGGAUUUUGGGUUCGAUAAGAAAAGCAGAACUUCGAGCCGCCAGACUUUCGACAUCGAUUCCGGUCAUGAUAGUCAAUCUUCGUCGGUUCGCCACUCGAGAAGUCAGAAUUCAGUGUAUUCAGAUGAGGAUGACGUGGAAAAUAAUGAGCGGGUUGAGAUGUUUGAGCGGAAAAGUCAAUAUUAUAUGCAGAAAUACGAGGAAUCUGAAAGACAACGAAGGGAGGAGCGUCGGAAACAGGAGAGACUCGAACAUGAGAGGAAUAGUAUUCAGAAUGCAAUGUCUAAUAUGGCAUAUUGUAUGGCGUCGGUUCAGCAGAUUGAAAAGUUGAAAAGCGAACGGGAUCAGUAUAAAAAAGAAAUGAGUCGGUAUAGGACAAAGUGUGAGAAGUUGGAGAAUAAAUUUGAGCAGUUGGAGACGAUGUCGCCGAAUUAUGGCGGGUUUCAGACAUUCCCCAAUCCAAUGCAACCAUCUCCAUACCAGACGCCUCAAUACCCCGCACCGCUCAGCUUCAACUACCCGAAUCCCCUUCCAACUAUCCCUACUGGCCCACUUUCUUCUCUUCAUCGUUCUCAGGAUUUUAUGAAUAAAAUGAUGCCGCCACCACAACUUCCACCGAAUUUCGGCGGACUUUUACCAUCGAAUCAACACGGCGGUUCGAUGAGUUUUGCGAUGAGUAACACCCCGACAACGAUCGGUUCGGAAGGCGCCGGCGAGUCGCUCGUUAAUCCGUCGGAUCUCAGUUUCAUGAGAGCGAGUGGUUCUGGUGGUGGUGGUGGAAAAGCGCCGUCCAAUUUCUACGACAAUGACGAGGAGGACGAAAUCAAAAACUAUCGAUACGAAGACGACGCGUUCCUGGCGCCAAGUCCACUCAGCGAUCUCACUCAAUCCACGUCGAAUACUCACUAA